AUGUUUGUGUUCUGCUUUGCGCGAGGGCGGGCAUCUUCGCCCAUCAGGGUCGCUGAUGCAGCUCGAGCUUCUAGCAGCUCGGGGCACCCCGCAGGAGCUCGACUGGCUGUACUUCCGGAAGCCCCGGGCGGGCGACAGCGCGGCCAAGGGAAGGAGGAAGAGACCCGGUCCCCCGGGGCCUCAGUCGGGGGAAGCCCGUACUACGCACCCGCAGGGCAGGAGCCGCACCCGCUAACGCCCGGGUAUCCGUCCGGAUGCGCGUCCCCGCGCGUGCGCCGCCGGGGGCGGCCCGGGUCAACGCGCCCGCCCGAUUGGCUGCGGCCGGCGUCUAGAAACGGCGUUGCGCGUGCGCGCCCUUUCCGCGAGGUCUUGCGUGGUGGGUUUUGCUCCCCAGCCUCCGCUGUCUCCGCGGUAGCCCCAUCUCUCCGUCCCGGGCGCUCAUUCCCGUUGUUCGUAAUGUUCCCGGAACUCAAUAACCUUCUCAACACCACCCCUGACCAGGCGGAGCAGGGGAAACUGACUCUCCUCUGUGAUGCCGAGACAGAUGGCAGUUUCCUCGUGCACCACUUUCUCUCCUUCUACCUCAAAGCUAAUUGUAAAGUCUGCUUUGUGGCACUCAUCCAGUCCUUCAGUCACUACAAUAUCGUGGGACAGAAGCUGGGUGUCAGCCUGACCACAGCACGUGAACGUGGGCAGCUCGUGUUUCUCGAGGGUCUCAAGUCCGCAGUGGAUGUCUUCUUCAGGCCUCAGGAGGAGCCACACCCGCUGCAGUUCCUCAGGGAGGCCCGCGCUGGGAACCUGCAGCCGCUCUAUGAGUUUGUGCAGGAGGCCCUGAAGCCAGUGGGCAGUGGGGAGGCUGCCUGGAGGUGCCCGGUGCUGCUGGUGGACGACCUCAGUGUGCUGCUGAGCCUGGGCAUGGGGGCCGUGGCGGUGCUGGACUUCGUCCACUACUGCAGGGCCACUGUGUGCCGGGAAUGGAAGGGAAACAUAGUGGCCCUUGUGCACGACAGUGGAGAUGCCGAGGACGAGGAGAAUGACAUCCUGCUGAAUGGCCUUAGUCACCAGAGCCACCUGAUCCUGCGGGCCGAAGGCCUGACCACUGGCUUCUGCAAGGAUGUGCAUGGGCAGCUGAGGAUCCUGUGGAGGAGACCAUCUCAGCCCACAGCCCAGCGGGAUCGGAGCCUCACUUACCAGUACAAGAUACAGGACAAGAGUGUGUCCUUUUUUGCCAAAGGAAUGUCUCCUGCUGUUCUGUGACCUGACUUAGGGGCAGCUGAAGCUACCUUGGACUGGUUUUGGUUGUGAAAGAUAAAGCAACUGAGCAGAAAUGGAUCUUUACACCUUUGUUGUGGACUGGCAGCUCCACCGUGACCCAGGGAUGGUGGAAUGGUGCUGUGAUGCCUUUGUUCCCCUGGGCCCAGUUUAGAAAACACGAGGAAGCCGCAGCCCUGCCUCAGCUGAGAUGCUUCAUGUUGAACUGGGUGAAAGGGGUCCUUUGGAGCCUUCCUUGUAAACACGCCUUAGCCUCAACUGCCCAUU
This is a messenger RNA of Hippopotamus amphibius kiboko, 1539 nucleotides long. It is a transcript of the gene ELP6, whose product is annotated as elongator acetyltransferase complex subunit 6. Gene Ontology annotation, biological process: tRNA wobble uridine modification. Gene Ontology annotation, cellular component: elongator holoenzyme complex. The record is from RefSeq and is a predicted model, not a curated record. NCBI's taxonomy places the organism in Eukaryota, Metazoa, Chordata, Mammalia, Artiodactyla, Hippopotamidae.